Ceratosolen solmsi marchali is the source of this 2218-nucleotide messenger RNA. It is a transcript of the gene mRRF2, whose product is annotated as mitochondrial ribosome recycling factor 2. Gene Ontology annotation, cellular component: mitochondrion. Bases 1 to 2181 code for a protein of 726 amino acids. Lineage: Eukaryota; Metazoa; Arthropoda; Insecta; Hymenoptera; Agaonidae. Gene Ontology annotation, biological process: mitochondrial translation; ribosome disassembly. The record is from RefSeq and is a predicted model, not a curated record. Gene Ontology annotation, molecular function: GTP binding; GTPase activity. The transcript has 5 exons.
AUGUUAUCAAUAAUUAUACAGUAUAAUUAUAAGGAAGAAAAUGAAAAAUGUGAUAUUGAGAAAAUACGGAACAUCGGUAUUCUGGCGCACAUAGAUGCUGGCAAAACAACAACAACAGAGCGUAUGUUAUAUUAUUCAGGCACUGUAAAACAAAUGGGAGAGGUACAUGACGGAAAUACUGUUACUGAUUAUAUGGAUCAAGAACGUCAACGGGGAAUAACGAUCUGUUCUGCAGCAGUUUCAUUUAAUUGGAAAACUUUUCGAUUUAAUUUACUAGAUACUCCGGGCCAUAUUGAUUUUACUAUGGCUGUUGAGCAACCCCUUACUGUGGUAGAUGGAGUUAUUAUUAUUCUUGAUGGUAGUGCUGGAGUUGAAGCACAAACAAGUACUGUUUGGCGACAAGCUGAUAGAUAUAAUAUACCAAGAAUUGUUUAUGUAAAUAAAAUGGAUAAAGCAAAUGCAAAUUUUGAAAUGUGUUUAAAAUCUUUGGAAGCAAAGCUAAAUGUGACUAUAUUUCCAGUACAUAUACCAUUUACAAAUGAAAAAGGUUUUGCAGGAAUUAUUGAUCUUAUUACUCUUGAAAAGUAUGUCUUUGAUUCCAAAACCCAAGGAAAAACGAUAACAAAAUUGCACCUCAGUGAAAAUCAAAAUCCAGAUUUAUUACAAAAAGCAUUAGAAAAACGUAGAAAUCUCAUAGACAAGUUGAGUGAUUUUGAUAAUAAUCUUGCCAAUAUAAUUAUUGAGCAAGAAUCAUUAGAUAACAUUUCAUCACAAAUUUUAGUAGAUUCUUUACGUAAAGCUACAAUAUUAAGAAAAGGAGUGCCUGUAUUAUUAGGUAGUUCAUAUAAAAAUAUUGGAGUUCAAAAUUUAAUGAAUGGAGUUGUAUUGUAUUUACCUAAUCCAAUUAUUAAUAAGAGUAGAAGUCUUUACAAAUGUUUUAAUGAUGAAUUGUUAGCUAAAGUAUUUAAAAUUAUUCAUGACAAACAAAAAGGUCCUAUUUAUUUUUUUAGAGUUUAUUCAGGAACUUUGAAAAGAAAGCAAUCAAUUUAUAAUAUACAAAAGGAAAAAAUGGAGAAUUGUAUUAAAUUAUAUAAUGUUUAUGCAGAUAAUUAUGAAGAAACGUUAGAAAUUACAUCAGGAAAUAUUGGUGCUUUAACUGGCUUCAAAAUUACCGAAAUAGGUAACUUAUUAACGAGUAGUGUUAUUAGUGUUAAUAAUGCUAAAGAAAAUAUGGUAAAAAAUUUCUAUAAUAACGAAGAGAUUGAGAAACUAUUUUCUGUUAAAAGAAACAUACCAGAUCCAGUUUUUUUUUGUUCAAUAGAAGCACCAUCUAAUAUGUAUAUGCCUGCUUUAGAAAUAGCUCUACAAGAAUUAACAAAAGAAGAUCCUAGUUUACGGGUAACUCAUAAUUCUGAAACUGAUCAAAUAAUUAUGUCAGGUAUGGGUGAACUACAUAUUGAAAUAAUCAAGGAAAGAAUUCAUAGUGAAUAUAAAAUUAAUGCAGACAUAGGAGAAUUACAGAUUGCAUAUAAAGAAACUAUCACUAAUUCAAUUGAAGAUACAUAUAUUCUUAAUCAUGAAAUUAAUCUAGUGAAGCAAGAAGUAUUAGUAGGCCUUUCACUUAUUCCAAAUCAUUACAGUAAUAAUAAAUUACUUUUAAAUCAUUCAAAAGAAAACGAAAAAAAUACAUCAAUAUUAAAUAUAACUCUUAUAAAUUUAGUUAAAAAAGGAAUUUUAUCUGCUUUAAUGAGAGGACCAAAAUUAGGUUAUCCAGUUCUAAAUACUGGUGUAAAACUAAAUCAGUUACAAGUUAGAAAAGGAACUUCAAACUCAGUUGUAAUUGCUGCUGUUGCUCAAGGUGUAAAAAAACUAAUGCAGAAGAGUGAUUGUAUUUUAUUAGAACCAAUCAUGAAUGUAGAAAUAAUAGCAUUGAAUGAAAUGUCUUUGAAGAUUAAAGCAGAUUUAUUUAAAAGAAGAGCAGAAAUUAAAGGCACAGAAAUAAAGAAUAAUAUUAAAAUAAUUCAUUGUUCUAUUCCAUUAGCAGAAUUACUAGGAUAUUCGAAUCAACUUAGAAAAAUAACAUCUGGAACUGCUACAUUUUCAAUGGAAUUUAGUCAUUACCAGGAAAUGAAUUUAAUUGAAGAAGAAAAUGCUAUAAGGAAAAUAACUGGAAUGCGUUAAGGAAUGAAAGUUAUAAUUUUAUUGAAUAGAAAUGUUC